Molecule: messenger RNA, 1924 nt
Organism: Orycteropus afer afer
Lineage: Eukaryota; Metazoa; Chordata; Mammalia; Tubulidentata; Orycteropodidae
Gene: CCDC157
Product: coiled-coil domain containing 157
Exons: 9
Source: RefSeq, a predicted model, not a curated record
GCUCCUGCUGCUGCUUCAGAGCUGUGCCAGCUACCUGGAGAACCUCGGCUCGGAGCAGACGAUGCCGCCGGCCCAGGCCAUGGGGCCCUGCAUGUCUGUGGGCCUCACCGUGCGAUGCUUCUGGAAUAGCCUCCUGAGGGUGGGCGUGCUCUACCGGCAGGCAGCUCCCCAGAAAAGGACAAACCAGGGGGAGAUCUCCACCUCCAAGCCCACGGCCAAGGGCGAGCCAGCCAGGAGCCCUGCAUUUGUGACUGCCAAGUUCAUCAAGCCUCCUUCCCCAAUGCCAGGCUUGUCCCAGAACUGCCAAGAGUCGGACCCCCUCCCUGCCAGAGUCUCCCUGCAGCGUCCAGCCAGAACUGCCGAGAACACCAGGAGUGUCCACUCCCAGACGGUUGAGACGGCCCUGGUUCCCUGUGACGCCUGCACCAGCGUCCAGAGCAGCCUGCAGGAGGUGGGCAAGGUGAUCAUCAGCCUGUGCCAGAGCCAGAAUCUGCCCUCCUCCUUAGGCCAGUUCCAGCAGCUGGUGCAGGACAGCAUGGGGCUCAGGCCAUUGCCAGCCGCCACCGUGGGCCGCUGGGUGACAGAGCAAAGCAAAGACCUGAUGCGCCUCAGUAAGCACGUGGGGUCCCUCACUCAGCUUGUUGGGCCUCUCAGGGCCCAGCUGGAGGAGGCCGAGGGGCAGAAGGAUGGACUGAGGGUGCAAGUGGGCCAGCUGGAGCAGGCACUGCAGCAGGAGCAGGGGGAGCGGCAGCGGCAGGCGGAGGAGGCUGAGCGGCACCUGGCUGAGCGGGAGUGUGACAAGCAGCAGUUGCUGGCAGAAACCACUGACUUAAAGGCGAAGGUGGUCGUCCUGGAGGGGGAGCUGAAUCAAAAGCAGGCGUCCACGCAGGUCCUAGAGGCAAAGACCCAGCAGCUUCAGGAGGAAGCUGAGCUCCGGGCGGUGGCGGAGAGGCAGGUGCAGCAGCUGGAGGGACAGGUGCAGCUGCUGGCAGGGCGGCUGGAUGAGGCCAGCCAGCAGAUCCGCUGGGCCAGCACAGAGCUGGACAAGGAGAAAGCCCGUGUUGACAGCAUGGUCCGCCACCAGGAGUCCCUGCAGGCCAAACAGAGAGCCCUGUUGCAGCAGCUGGACAGCUUGGACCAGGAGCGCGAGGAGCUGCGGGGCAGCCUCCACGAGGCCGGGGCCCAGCAGGCCCACGUGGAGGAGCAGCUGCGGCACCUGCAGGACGAGAGGGAGCAGGGGCGGUGCCAGCUCCAGGCCCAGCAGGAGCUGCUGCAGAGCCUGCAGUGGGAGAAGCAAGGCCUGGAGCGGGCAACAGUGGGCCUGCAGCUGACCAUCUCGGAGCUGGAACGGGAGCUCCUGGAGCAGAAGGAGCGGGAGCGACUGCUGGUGGCCUUCCCGGACCUGCACGGGCCGCUCGAGGCCCAGAUCCAAAGCUCUGGCAACGUCACAGAUGACAUGGAGAGGCAGAUGCAGGCCAACAGCAUCCGCAUCCGGGUCUUGCAGGAGGAGAAUGGGCGGCUCCAGGCCAUGUUGUCCAGAAUCCGGGAGGUAGCCCAGCAAGGGGGCCUCAAGCUCAUUCCCCAGGACCAGCUCUGGUCCCCACUCACCAAGGGAAUCCCAGGGACGGCACCUCCAGCCCAAGCCCGGAAAGCCUCCCCAGGGCCCCUGGGCAGGCGGCCUCUGCCAGGCAGCAGAACAGGCAGUGCCAGCAGGACCCCGUCAGCCCAGGCCCGAACAUCCCUGCCUCAGCAGCCCGGCAGCCAGCCCAGCAGCCAGCCCAGCAAGACCUCCCUAGAGGAUGUGCCCCACUCAGCCAUCUGCUCCCAGAACCCCAUCCGAGCCUUGGCCAGGCUGAGGAAGAGACUGUCACCAUGCCGGGGCCAGGCCAGCUCUGCACAGCGGUCCCAGGAGAGGCCCAUGUAG